CAUGAAAGGAUUCUCAUUUAUUAUUUGUCACCGAAAGCUCUCUGCUAAUUCUCCUCUGCUUCAAAACAAAGAGAGCAUAUCCGCCUAAGUUGCUGCCGUUGAUUCAGGCAAGGCAAAGCAAGCUUGCAGUCGGGACCUUCUAAUCCAACAAUGGCCGAUAUCAAGUCUAAGUUCUUGGAGGUUUACUCUAUCUUGAAAUCCGAGCUGUUGAACGACUCCGCUUUUGAGUUCACCGACGAUUCGCGCCAGUGGGUUGAGCGGAUGUUGGACUACAAUGUGCCCAAAGGAAAGCUGAACCGUGGGCUCUCCGUCAUUGACAGUUAUAAGCUGCUCAAAUUAGGGCAAGAAUUGACAGAUGAUGAGGUGUUUCUUGCUUGUGCACUUGGAUGGUGUGUUGAGUGGCUACAAGCCUAUUUCCUUGUUCUUGAUGAUAUAAUGGAUGGAUCUCAUACGCGCCGUGGCCAGCCCUGUUGGUUCAGAUUACCCAAUGUCGGAAUGAUAGCUGCAAAUGAUGGGUUAAUACUUCGCAAUCAUAUUCCAAGAAUCCUCAAAAAGCAUUUUAAAGGAAAGCCUUACUAUGCAGAUCUGUUAGAUUUAUUUAAUGAGGUGGAGUUUCAGACAACUCAUGGACAGAUGAUAGAUUUGAUCACUACACUUGUUGGAGAGAAGGAAUUAUCAAAGUACUCGUUACCUUUGCAUCGUCGAAUUGUUCAAUACAAAACUGCCUAUUACUCCUUUUAUCUUCCUGUGGCAUGUGCACUUCUUAUGUUUGGUGAGAACUUGGAUGAUCAUGUCAAUGUAAAGGACGUUCUAAUCGAAAUGGGUGUCUACUUUCAAGUUCAGGAUGAUUAUCUAGAUUGCUUUGGCGAUCCAGAGGUCAUUGGCAAGAUUGGAACAGAUAUUGAAGAUUUUAAGUGCUCUUGGUUGGUAGCGAAAGCCAUCGAGCUCUGCAACGAUGACCAAAAGAAAAUCCUCUAUGAGAAUUAUGGAAAGGACAACCCUGCAUGUGUAGCUAAAGUCAAAGAGCUCUAUGAAGUUCUCAAGCUACAGGAUGUUUAUUCGGAAUACGAAAAGAGCAGCUACACGAGGAUAACCAACUCAAUCGAGACACACCCUAGAAAGGAAGUGCAGGCAGUGUUGAAAUCAUUCUUGGCAAAGAUUUAUAAACGGCAAAAGUAAGAAGAUCGUCGGCUGCCAUGCAACUACUCUUUACAUUUCCAGGUAUACAGAAUACAAACCAAUAAUAAAACUUGCAUCAAAUCGAAUAAAUUUUGGGUCUAUUAUAUUACUCAUAGACCCCUUCUAUGCUUAAUACAAAAACUUUGGCCAGUAUGAUUUUUAUUUUCUAUUUUUGGCUUGAA
Molecule: messenger RNA, 1361 nt
Organism: Andrographis paniculata
Lineage: Eukaryota; Viridiplantae; Streptophyta; Magnoliopsida; Lamiales; Acanthaceae
Product: farnesyl pyrophosphate synthase-like
Exons: 12
Coding region: 151-1179 (342 amino acids)
Biological process (GO): trans, trans-farnesyl diphosphate biosynthetic process
Cellular component (GO): cytoplasm
Molecular function (GO): (2E,6E)-farnesyl diphosphate synthase activity; dimethylallyltranstransferase activity
Source: RefSeq, a predicted model, not a curated record